GGUCGAGCGCCGAUGGCAGGGAGGUGCGCGCAGGCGCGGAAGUGGGGGCGGGAGCGCCGAGCGGCCGAUCGGGAUCCCCGCCCCGGCGCCAUCUCCGGGACCUGCCGAUCCUGCCUAGGUCUCUGCCUGAGCCUACAGGAUGUUUCACGGGAUCCCAGCCACUCCAGGCAUGGGAGCCCCUGGAAAUAAACCGGAGCUGUAUGAGGAAGUGAAGCUGUACAAGAAUGCCCGGGAGAGAGAGAAGUAUGACAACAUGGCAGAGCUGUUUGCAGUUGUGAAGACCAUGCAGGCCCUGGAAAAGGCGUACAUCAAGGACUGCGUCACUCCCAACGAGUACACCGCUGCCUGCUCCCGCCUCCUGGUUCAAUACAAAGCCGCCUUCCGGCAGGUUCAAGGCUCAGAAAUCAGCUCCAUCGAUGAAUUCUGCCGCAAGUUCCGCCUGGACUGCCCGCUGGCCAUGGAGAGGAUCAAGGAGGACCGGCCUAUCACCAUCAAGGAUGACAAGGGCAACCUCAACCGCUGCAUCGCGGACGUCGUCUCGCUCUUCAUCACCGUGAUGGACAAGCUGCGCCUGGAGAUCCGCGCCAUGGACGAGAUUCAGCCUGACCUGCGGGAGCUGAUGGAGACUAUGCACCGCAUGAGCCACCUGCCUCCCGACUUCGAGGGACGCCAGACGGUCAACCAGUGGCUGCAGACCCUCAGCGGCAUGUCCGCCUCCGACGAGCUGGAUGACUCCCAAGUACGCCAGAUGCUCUUCGACCUGGAGUCGGCCUACAACGCUUUCAACCGCUUCCUGCACGCCUGAGCCUGCGGCCUCCCUGCCCCAGGGGCGCAGAGCAGGGGUGAUCAGGCGGGCCCAGUGAGGGGCUGCAGCCUCCCAGGAUGGUUCCUGCUUUCUUGGACCCCUUGGACUUUCCACAGCAGCCCUGUCCGUGUGUUCAUCCGUCCGUGGUAUCUCCACCCCGGAGCCCUUCCACACAAUAAAGAUGCUUUCUGACCUUC
This is a messenger RNA of Rhinolophus ferrumequinum (greater horseshoe bat), 1002 nucleotides long. RefSeq names its product VPS28 subunit of ESCRT-I (gene VPS28). The record is from RefSeq and is a predicted model, not a curated record. Gene Ontology annotation, biological process: protein transport to vacuole involved in ubiquitin-dependent protein catabolic process via the multivesicular body sorting pathway. Gene Ontology annotation, molecular function: protein-containing complex binding. The coding region runs from base 140 to 805 and encodes 221 amino acids. The transcript is spliced from 10 exons. NCBI's taxonomy places the organism in Eukaryota, Metazoa, Chordata, Mammalia, Chiroptera, Rhinolophidae. Gene Ontology annotation, cellular component: ESCRT I complex.